GAGGACUUAGGAGGAGUGCAGCUACAUAUGGGAGGAGUUAAAUGUUUUACAGAAGCAGCACACCUGACAGUUGACAAGCCAGAUAUUCCUGGGCAGGAGCUCAACCCCAUUGUUCCAGCCCCUUGAACUGAGGCCCCGCCUUACUGCCAGCCGAUUGGCCUAGCCAGCACCACCUUGAGUCACUAACCUCCUGGGAGCGGCCUGGCCACGCCCACCUGUUGUGUCGCCCAGCACACUUUAGUUUCAGGAUUGUUGCGUCUGUUCACUUAGCUCAAAAGCUGCUCUCUGACUACCUGGCGCUCAGUUUUCCCUUCAUUCUUGUAACAUGACGGCGCCGCCUCUCGCGCCGGACGCAAAGCCUCCCCGCCGCAGGAGGAAGACCUACACUUUCUGGUGGUGCUUCCUGGGCAUUUGCGCAGAGGCCCUUCUGUUCCUGCUGUCUACUUUAUCUGAUGCCUGUGAACUACCACCACCAUUUGAAGCUAUGGAACCCAAGGAAGAAACUAAACCCUAUUAUGAGGUUGGAGAGACAAUAGAAUAUAAGUGUAAAAGAGGAUACAUAUUUCUGUAUCCAUUCAUCAUGGUUGCUACCUGUGAACCAAAUCAUACAUGGUUCCCUAUUUCAGAUCAUGGUUGUGCUAAAAUAGAAUGUCCUACAUUAGCAGAACCUGAAUUUGGCAAAGUACACCUCCUAGAUGGCAGAAUUUCAUGGGGUGGUCGAGCUCAAUUUACUUGUAUGGAUGGUUAUUACGUAGUUGGUAUGUCAAUUCUACACUGUGUGCUUAAAGGUGAUCAUGCAUAUUGGAAUGGUCCUCCCCCACAUUGUGAAAAAGUUUAUUGUUUACCACCUCCAAAAAUAAAAAAUGGAACACACACCUUUACUGAUAUAGAAGUAUUCAAAUACCGUGAAGCAGUAAUUUACAGUUGUGAUCCUAAGCCGGGACCAGAUAAGUUUUCCCUUAUUGGAAUGAGUAUGCUCUUCUGUUCUGGCCAUAACACCUGGAGUAGCAAGCCUCCAGAAUGUAAAGGUAAUCAUCUUUCCUUCAUUUGUAAAUAGUUUUACCUAAAAAUAAACAUAGUGACUAUAUGUCCUUCAUCCUCUUA
Molecule: messenger RNA, 1104 nt
Organism: Peromyscus leucopus (white-footed mouse)
Lineage: Eukaryota; Metazoa; Chordata; Mammalia; Rodentia; Cricetidae
Product: membrane cofactor protein-like
Exons: 5
Coding region: 326-1057 (243 amino acids)
Biological process (GO): negative regulation of complement activation, classical pathway
Source: RefSeq, a predicted model, not a curated record